Messenger RNA from Acanthochromis polyacanthus (spiny chromis), 2278 nucleotides. RefSeq names its product CKLF-like MARVEL transmembrane domain containing 3 (gene cmtm3). Gene Ontology annotation, cellular component: membrane. Lineage: Eukaryota; Metazoa; Chordata; Actinopteri; Pomacentridae. The record is from RefSeq and is a predicted model, not a curated record. The transcript is spliced from 5 exons. Bases 222 to 737 code for a protein of 171 amino acids.
UGGCUGGGGGCAUCGCAUUUCACAUCUGCAGAAAGCAGAUGUUGCGCUUUUGGGAGCUGGCGCUGCGUUUCCGCGCUGUCAUUGUUUCCGUUUCCACCUCCGAGAAGCGCUCACGCCUCCACAUCUUUUUUUUGUUUUGCCUUAAAACCGCUACUUUACGAGUAGUUUGAAUCGUCACAACUUUGUGGAGACUUAAUACUAUUUUCCCCUCCUCUCCAACAAUGGGGGACAUCGAGGCUCCCGACUCAAAUCGGGCGCGCCAGACUGUCCUGCUUUCUGUUCUUCCGAGCAAAGAGUUCGCCACCUCCAGGAAAGGAAUGCUGCUUAUUGCUGAAGUGGCUCUGUCCUUCAUAUCAUUUGUGUGCUUCGCAGCGUCCACAGCGGCGGCCUUCGUGACAGUUCCAGUGCUGGAGUUCCUGGUUGCUCUCUUCUUGUUGUUUGCUUACUCCACCAAAUUCAAUGAGAGGUUUAAAGGCUUCCUCUGGCCUCUUAUGGAUUUCAUGAGAUGUGUGACUGCCUCCAUUAUCUUUUUCAUCAUCUCCAUAAUGGCAGUGUCCAAAUACGCGGACGGUUCCUCAAAGGCUGCUGGGAUAUUUGGAUUUAUUGCCACCAUCGUUUUUGCUUUAGAUUUUUAUCUCAUUUUCAAUGAGCUGGCCGGUUUCCUAAAGCAAGGAGGAGAAUCCAACGACGAACCGUCAAGACAGCAAGAUGAUUCUUCAGACUCUGACUCAGAUUGAAACCACAGGGAUCUGAACCAGCAGAUAUGUUUGAUCAGACAAACUAGAGCGUUGUGGGAGAACCGACGACUGCUGAGCUGCCAUCUGCAAAGACCUGCAAAUGCUUCUUUGCUCCAUAAGAUUACAUUAAUACUGCGUCCAAAUUACAUGAAGUUUACAAAAUAAUACAAAAUCUGUUCCUUUUCAUGCCCAAACCCAUAUCCAGUUUCCUAAAUGAUUUGGGGGAAAAAUGUAAAUGCCACUAUCAAAGUGAUACUUUGAUAAAACUGUGAAAUUCUUCUGUUUUGUUACUCUGAGUGUUUGUACGAAAUGUGGGCAAAACAUCAGGCAUAAGCCUGAUGAAAUAAUGAAUAAUAUGAACUUUUGGGAAUUUGUUGUGACCCUGUUUAAAGACAUGUCAAACUAAAACACAAAAUUAUUCGCCUCAGAUGUACUAGUAACGAAGUCGUGUUGUAGCAAAAAUGUUCCAACUCUUUAUACAUGCAAGUGCGAAAUUCAAAAUACAGAGACAGGAGGCCUACGUAAGCAGGGCAUCAUCAUUAUAAACUCACAGUAAUACUGUAGAAAAACAGUAUAUGGAAAAGUGGUUGGCUGGUUACAACCUCUGUCCACUUGUCUUAACUCUACGUGAGUGUACUUCACUUUUGAAGAUGUUUGCUUGCAUUCUGUUUCAUUUGACCUUUGUUACGUGUUGUACUGCACAAUUUUUCAGGGCUGUGACAUUGUUUAUACAUCCUAAAUGAGUUUGGAUGAGAUCACGAUUUUAAGCAACAGAAAACAUGCACAUUUUUUAAACAUACUCCAGUAACCCAAAGCUUUAGACUCUUUUGCUUCAGAUUAUCCUUCAUACUACCUGUUUAUGUGCAUAACAAAGCAUUAAAGCCACUUAGUGUAGUAUCACUUUGAGAUGUUCUAAAUAUCACAUAUGAAUAUCAUUCUGCUUUAGAAAACAAUCUAGUCUGUGAUGAGCAUGUUUUUUUUAAUCAGUUUCUGUAUGUAUGUUUGAUCCUUCUGUUCAUCCACUUCCGCUACUGAGAAAUUAGGCGCAGUAGAAUGCCACAGUGACUGUUUAAGUGUUUUAUAUGACGCUACAUGAGUGUUAAAUGACAACAGAUGACUGAAAAUUUGGAAUUAGCAGCCUUUAAUUCCCAUGUUGAAUUUCAAUUAAUAGUUAAGAGCAGAUGAGGAAAUUCUGAUGGUGGGUUUCAUGCAUAAUUAGGUUUUAAAACUGAGACUAAACGAUAAGAAAAGCACCGAGAUCGAUUCUUGAUCGAAGCUAUCUGUGCACACAACUGUAAUGCAAAGAUCUAAAAGAAGCUUGAGCUCUUUACCACAAGAAGCAAGAGAAAAUUCAGUUUACUUGAGACGUAUGUGGCUUCCACUGGUUAGCAACUAAAUCCCAUAACUCACACAGUGAUGAUGAUGAACACAGUGCUGUUUUAUAAAUGAGAGCCUUCGCUGAACUUUUGUAGAUGAAAUGUUACGUGUUUUUUUACUGUUUUGCCAGAAACAUGUCUGAAUAAAAACCUGAGUUAUUUUCA